UCCAUCUCUUUCUAACGUUUCCCCUUGUCAAACCUAUAAAAGCCGAGCGGUUGACGCAUCUCUCGCUCAGAGUGCAAAGCAAAGUAAACGAAUGUUAAAGAACUGAGAAAACUAAAUACAUAAAAUUUAAGAAAUAUAUUAAAUAUCAAAGUAAAAUUAAAAUAAAAUAAAAUCAAAUCAUGUCUUUCGUUUCCGUUGCCGACUUCGAGCAAAAGGCCAAGGAGCAGCUGGAGCGAAAUGCCUUGGAUUAUUAUAAGAGUGGCGCCGGGGAGCAGGUGACUCGCGGCCUCAAUCAUGAGGCCUACAAGAGAUUACGUUUGCGUCCGCGCUGCCUGCGCGAUGUUUCCCACUUGGACAUCAGCUGCAAGAUUCUGGGCGAACAGCUCGCUUGGCCCUUGGGCAUUGCGCCCACAGCCAUGCAAAAGCUGGCACAUCCAGAUGGGGAAAUAGGCACGGCACGCGCCGCUGGCCAAGCUGGUUCCAUCUUCAUCCUGAGCACUUUAUCCACCUGCUCCAUCGAGGAGGUGGCAGCAGCUGCCCCAGAGACUUGCAAAUGGUUUCAGCUCUACAUCUACAAAGAUCGCUCCCUCACCCAACAGCUAGUGAGGCGCGCCGAGCUUGCCGGCUUCAAGGCGCUCGUUCUGACAGUGGACAUGCCCAUCAAUGGCGAUCGUCGCGCGGAUGCCCGCAAUCAGUUCAGUCUGCCGUCCCAUUUGAGUUUGGCCAAUUUCCAGGAUGAGCUGACACAGGGUUUCGCCUCGCAGUUCGGCGGCUCUGGCUUGAAUGAGUAUGUGGCCAGCCACUACGAUCCGAGCAUCACGUGGCAGGAUGUCAAGUGGCUGCAACAACUCACCCAACUGCCCAUCGUGCUGAAGGGCAUUCUGACAGCAGAGGAUGCGCAACUGGCUCGGGAUGCUGGCUGUGCUGGCAUCAUUGUCUCGAACCAUGGUGGACGGCAGCUGGACACAGCCCCGGCCACAAUCGAAGCGCUGCCCGAGAUCGUUGCAGCUGUGGCCCACGAUUUGGUAGUCAUGCUCGAUGGCGGCAUUAUGCAGGGCAUCGAUAUAUUCAAGGCUCUGGCCCUGGGCGCCCAGACGGUCUUCAUUGGCCGCCCCGCUCUGUGGGGCUUGGCAGCCAACGGGCAGCGCGGCGUGGAGCAGCUCCUAAAGCUUAUGCGACUCGACUUUGAGACCACAAUGAAGCUGACUGGCUGCGCCACAUUGAGCCACAUUCAACCCACAAUGGUGGUUCAUGAAUCGAGCUUUUGGAAACUCGGAGAAUUUAAUUAGGUUUUUAUUUAUUUUAAUAC
Drosophila hydei is the source of this 1309-nucleotide messenger RNA. RefSeq names its product peroxisomal (S)-2-hydroxy-acid oxidase GLO3-like. Gene Ontology annotation, molecular function: oxidoreductase activity; FMN binding. The record is from RefSeq and is a predicted model, not a curated record. The coding region runs from base 180 to 1289 and encodes 369 amino acids. The transcript is spliced from 3 exons. NCBI's taxonomy places the organism in Eukaryota, Metazoa, Arthropoda, Insecta, Diptera, Drosophilidae.